GAAUGAAAUGGUAUAUUUGGAUAGUUGAUCAUCCUGGUAAUCAAGUGUAUAGAGCAAGACCUUUAUGUGAAUUUAAUAUUCCUUAUAAAAAGAAAGAUAUCGAAGAUAUUUACCAAUAUUUAAGAGCAAGAAACAAUCCAUAUAUAAUACAAGAUACAGAAUUUGUCAAAAUAUUGUUAGAUGGAUGCACAAUUACAAAUCUUACUCCUUCAAAUAGCCUGAGAGAUCCUUCAUCCAAUUCAAGUAGCACGUCAUCAGAAGAACAUAUAGAAGAAAUUUUAUCUUCAUUCAUCGAGAAAAAUGUUGAAAAGCUGUCAGGUUCAGAGAAUAAUUGGGAUAUGCCUGAAAACUCUGACUACGAACUAGAGUAA
Racocetra persica is the source of this 371-nucleotide messenger RNA. The record is from the annotation of a GenBank genome assembly. NCBI's taxonomy places the organism in Eukaryota, Fungi, Glomeromycota, Glomeromycetes, Diversisporales, Gigasporaceae.